Molecule: messenger RNA, 243 nt
Organism: Penicillium paradoxum
Lineage: Eukaryota; Fungi; Ascomycota; Eurotiomycetes; Eurotiales; Aspergillaceae
Exons: 1
Coding region: 1-243 (80 amino acids)
Source: RefSeq, a predicted model, not a curated record
AUGACACCUCCCAAAGGCGAUCAAAGCAUUACUUUGACUGGAGAUGACAUUCAAUUCGUGCCGGUCACCAUCACCGCUGGCCGCUCGAUGACGGCCACAGACGCCUCGAGUACCUCUACUGAUGAUGCAGCUUCUUCGGUCGCGACCUCGCCUACCAGCACCGGUGGUCUACCCCGGAUGACUGCCAAUUCUGGUGUGGCCUUGGAGGGUGCGGCGGCAGUAAUUGUCGCAGCUCCUCCGUGA